AGAGCGCACUGUAAAGCAUCUGAUGGGAAGCCCCAGGAAGAAGAUCGAUUAUCUGCAGCUAUCUGUUAUACCUUAUAUACGUUAUGCAUCAUCUAUCCGACUGACUUUGUUAAGCCAAGCGACCGCAGCUUUCCUUCCCCUUUUCUGUUUUCAGGCUGUAAACCCAUUUUCCGUAACUGAAAACGUCCUUGCUAGUUUCAGAGGCAGUCAACCCGCCUGUCGAGUCUUGCACAGCGAACCGUAGAUGGCGCGCGCCCAACUCGGUGUUUUUAUUCGGUGGACAGGAGGAAACGGGGGCUCGCAGGGUGUCCCCACCACUCCUCCGUGAGAUGCGCCAGAGAGCUCGCGGGAGGAGAGAGAGAGAAGAGGGUUGACAGUGGCGUCGCAUCCGUCAUUCUUCUCCUCCAGAAUCCCUGAAAACUUAAAACGAGGGGAGAUGGGAUCCUAUCUAUAACUGUGUACUUCAGCCCUCCAUUCAACUGUUCCUCUCCUCAUCCCUCCAUCCUGUCCUGUCCUGGUCCGGUGUGGUCCGGUGUGGUCUGGUGUGCAGCCUGAGGGAGCUGUGGUUCUGAUGAGAGCUCUGGAAGGUAAAGCCAGAGAGAGGAGCACAGAGGACCUGGUAUGACCAGCGCAGCAGACGGUGUAGGGAGCCUGGGGAGCCUGGGGGUGGAGCAUCACCUCAGUGUCCAUGACCACGUGGUGAAUGACCACGGAGCCUGGGCCACCGCCAUGAACAACCUGGGCAUCGUACCCAUGGGCCUCAGAGGGCAGCAACUGGUCUCAGAUUCUCUCUGUAUCCAGGGUUUUGAUCCAGGGCUGGGUCUCCUAGCUCCUAUCAACCCCAUGAUGGCAGGUAUCAGCCUGGUCCCUCCUCCCCCUGGUCCCCCUGGUCCCCCCAUCAUCAAGGAGAUCAUCCACUGCCAGAGCUGCACCCUGUUCCCUCAGAACCCCAACCUGCCUCCUCCAUCAACACGUGAGCGGCCCCCAGGGUGUAAGACGGUGUUUGUGGGGGGUCUGCCGGAGAAUGCCAGCGAGGAGAUCAUCAGGGAGGUGUUUGAUCAGUGUGGUGAGAUCAUCGCUAUCAGGAAGAGCAAGAAAAACUUCUGUCACAUCCGCUUCAGUGAGGAGUUCAUGGUGGAUAAGUCCCUAUACCUCUCUGGCUACCGGAUGCGUAUCGGCUCCAGUACAGAUAAGAAGGACUCAGGGAGGAUGCACGUGGACUUUGCUCAGGCCAGAGACGACCUGUAUGAGUGGGAAUGUCAACAGAGGCUGCUGGCCAGGGAGGAACGACACCGACGCAAGAUCCACGAAGACUUCCUCCGUCCGCCCUCGCCACCUCCCAUCAUGCAUUUCUCCGAGCAUGAGGCGGGACAGCUGGCGGAGAGAUUGAAAGAUGACCAUAAAUUCAGUGAGGCGACUGCAGUCCUGUUCACGUGGAUCGACCGUGGUGAGGUCAACCGGCGGUCGGCCAAUAACUUCUAUUCUAUGAUCCAGUCGGCCAAUAGCCACGUCCGGAGGCUGAUGAGUGAGAAGGCCCAGCACGAGGAGGAGAUGGAGCUAGCCAAGGAGACGUUUAAAAAUGCCCUGCUGGCCAUAUUGACUCAGUUCGAGCAGAUCACGGCUGUGUUCACCGCUGCCUCCAGGCAGAAGGCAUGGGACCAUUUCUCUAAAGCGCAGCGCAAGAACAUAGACAUUUGGAGAAAGCAGUGUGAGGAGCUGAGGAAUGCCCACAGUGAGGAGAUCAUGGGGAUUCGCCGGGAGGAGGAGAUGGAGAUGUCUGACGACGACUCGGAUGAGAACCCCUGUAAGAAGAUACGCAUGGAGGAAAAUGGUGUGUGUGGCCAGUCUGGGGCCUCUCUGAGGGAGGAGAAUGACUCUCUGCGUUGGCAGCUGGACGCCUACAGGAAUGAGGUGGAGCUGCUGAGGAAGGAGCAAGGCAAGGCUUGCCGCCCUGACGACCCUGAACACUUCCCCGACACACACACACACCUGCUGCAGCAGAGCAUGCACAACAUGCAACAGCAACUGCUGAGUCUGCAGGAGCAGCUGAGGAGUAAGGAGGUGGUGCUGGAGCAGGCUAGAGACGAACACAGAUACCUGCAGGGAGAAGUCCUAGCCCUGAGAGACAAGAUGCUGACUAAUGGGGGUGUAGUGGAGGGGAACAAUGGAGAAACACCUGAGAAGGUGGUGAACGGGUGUGUGACCACUCUGUACCGCAGCAGAGACCGGAGGAGCGAAGCAGCCAUGAGAGGAGCCCUCACAUCAGAGAGAGAGGCUCUGCUACUGGGCAUCAUAUCUACCUUCCUCCAUGUCCACCCGUUUGGAGCCAACAUCGACUAUCUGUGGUCCUACAUUCAGAGACUGGACACUACGGUGUCAGCGGGGGAGUUGGAGUCUCUGAUGGGUCGUCUGCCAAGUGUCUUCAGACAGGAGCUGAGUGGAGUAGGAGCCACGCUGGAGAAACGAUGGAACUUCUGUGGCUUCCAGAGCCUCAGCUCCGUGUGACACAGGGACCCACACACACACACUGUAUGGAACAGGACACACACACAUCGGAUGACCCAGGACACACACAUGGCCUGAAAAACCAUAUGUGGGACAGAAACAUACACACUUCCUGACCAGCCUCAAAACCUGGUGGACACAUGAAUAGAAGGCGUGUCAAAUCCACAGACUGUUCGAACGGUGUGUGUGUAUGUUGCGUAUCCAAAGACAUCCACAGUGCAUAGUGAUAAUACUCUAACAGACACGGGACAAGAACAAAAGCUACAAGAUCCCCUGAUGGAUCUUCCAGAGUUAUAUCGUUGCAAGGGAUCUGCUGACACUGAGGCAGAGGGAUCCAUAUGGAUCUUUCAGAGUUAUAUCGUUGCAAGGGAUCUGCUGACAGAGGCAGAGGAAUCCAUAUGAUUCUUUCAGAGUUAUAUCGUUGCAAGGGAUCUGCUGACACUGAGGCAGAGGAAUCCAUAUGGAUCUUUACUUGAUGCUGUAUAACUAAAUCCACUGAUGUCAGCCAAAGUGGACAGAGAGCAGACCUUCUCUAUGGUAACGUAGUGACCCGACCCCAGCCAACAGAACAGAAGGUUCUUAGUCCUAACGUCUCUCUCUAAUGGACUGGAAUGGUUUGAGAUGCCUGUCUCUGAUUUAAGACU
Oncorhynchus nerka (sockeye salmon) is the source of this 3149-nucleotide messenger RNA. It is a transcript of the gene enox1, whose product is annotated as ecto-NOX disulfide-thiol exchanger 1. Gene Ontology annotation, cellular component: plasma membrane; external side of plasma membrane. Gene Ontology annotation, biological process: ultradian rhythm. Gene Ontology annotation, molecular function: RNA binding; NADH dehydrogenase activity; protein disulfide isomerase activity. Bases 622 to 2505 code for a protein of 627 amino acids. NCBI's taxonomy places the organism in Eukaryota, Metazoa, Chordata, Actinopteri, Salmoniformes, Salmonidae. The transcript is spliced from 15 exons. The record is from RefSeq and is a predicted model, not a curated record.